ACGAAAGGUAUCAGUUUCUGUGCUAUGUUACAGCAUACGGCAGGGAGCUUGUGACAGCCUUCAUCUACCGCUAGAGGGAGCUAUAGAAAGAAAGUCCAGUUGAUACACUCGGUGUCACGAAUGCGUAAUAACUCCAGUCUACACCAGCAGAAAUACUGAUUCAAUGGAUGACUGACUUCGAGGGCCGUGGGGGGGACGAGAAAUAUACAACUGGGUGUUCAUCAACGGUUUAUAUUUGCCAGACAAGUUUGGAGGAUUAUAUCCGCUUUAAGGGGGCGUAUCCACAGUGCGUGUAUUUGACUUGAUUUGAAAACAACGCCUUUGACAGAUUCUGUUUCUUAACGAAGAUGAUCCAACACUAGAGGGACUGUCGGUCUGCAGGGGUGAUGAGCAACCAACCGAAACCGAAAACCCAGCACGUGAAGCUGGUGUUGCUAGGCGACCAAGGGGUAGGAAAGUCCAGCCUGGCGCUCCGGUUUGUUCGCGGGGAAUUCCACGAGAAUAGCGAGGCUACAAUUGGGGCCGCGUUCCUGACGCAAACCACGAAUGUGGACAACCAUUCCAUCAAGUUCGACAUCUGGGACACCGCGGGGCAGGAGCGCUACCAUAGCCUGGCUCCCAUGUACUAUAGAGGCGCACAGGCCGCAAUUGUCGUCUACGAUGUCACAAGCGCUAAUUCUUAUAACCGAGCGUUGUCAUGGGUACGAGAGCUUCGACAGCAAGCAAACUCCCAGAUAGUCCUGGUUCUGGCGGGAAACAAGGCAGACAUGGCAGGCCCAAACAGAGCCGUUCUGACAGAGGACGCAAAUGCAUACUCGGAAGACAACGGGUUGAUAUUUGCCGAGACCAGUGCUAAAACUGGAAUGGGAGUCAAUGACAUCUUCAUCAAAGUCGCACAGAAACUGGCCCGCCGACUCGACCAGGGGGACGCGCUGGACGGAAACAGAGAUGGAGUCAGGUUAAAAGGGGAGCAAGGCGAAAAGAAGAGAGGUUGUUGCUAGGCAACCAAAUAAUUGACAGAUCUGUAAAAAUAUACUCGAUUGUACCUGGUAAAGGACCUGUGAUAAUACUUCCACUCAGCAGCUCUGUGUCAUAUUUAAAGCAGUAACAGUCUUUAAACGCGCGGUAGUGUGUAUAUAAUUGUAUCUCCGAUGUAUGUUAUGGUGCAAAGCUUACAUUAUAGUUGUGUAUGGACACACCUUUAUGACUGUAUCAUCAUCUUCCCGAGGCAAGAGCGCCCAUUAGCCUUUUUAUCCGAGUCUUGUUUCCACCCUUGCCACAUCAACCCCACUUUCCUGUGCUAAAUAUGAUUGGACUAUCGCGCAUAUCGAUAGUCCAAUCAGAGAACGUUUCACAAAAUCAACAUCCACGACAGGUACACCUUCGUAUGAAAGUGCUUCACCGCUGCCUGUCUUUGUUGACACGAAUAUGUCUUUUUCAUCUUGUAAAGCCCACAACGAUUGCCUAUGUUUUUGUGUCAGGGAUGAAAUCGCGAACGUUUUUGUUAUCUAAUCGACGAGGUCGUCGCCUAUGGUUGUCGCUUUUUUUUGAAGCUAUGCGAGACAAGAACGGCGAUCUGAUUGGAUACCGCGUUUUCAUUACAAGGGGCUCUUGGUCUACGCGAGGUGGCGCCAGGGUCUAGCCAAGAAAAGUGGCCUUGACUAUGGCAAGGGUAGAAACUAGGCUUUGAUUUUGGCUAGUCGACAUGCUUGCCUCGGGAAGAUACUAUAUUGAUGUCCGUUUCAUUGAGACUAUUAGCAGCUCUUCGAGGAUUUGUCAAAAAGAUGAUUAUUAUCCUUCCAUCAUCUGUCAGCAUCACACCUAAGUGAUGACAUCCACGGCUUGCGUCACUCGGACACGACAUUAUAUAAUAUUACACCAUUACGGUGACGUCACGCCAUUGUUCUUGCAGUUGAUUCAGAGCCAGCAAUUCGCUGGUCAUUCUGAACGUGCAUUUUUAACAAGUAAAGCUAAUACUAUAGGUCAUUAUGCACAAUUAUAAAGAAAUUAUAUCAACCAUAGAAUGGUUUAAUUCGGCGAAAUCACUCGAAUCUGUUGAUUCAGGAAGUAGAAUAUACGAACAACUUCCGGUAUGAACAGAUUCGUGAUUUCGUCAUUGCUGAAUAUUGUUCAAGCGGCGUUGUGUAACUGUAUAGCUAUGUUUCGCUCUUAUGACGUUCAUAUAGGCCUACCAGUUCAACAAUGCUCACUUCAAUCUUACGCGGCUGAAUGUCCUGGGUUAACCCCAGCUAUUAAGGGGCUAUGAUCGAAAUAACAAAACCCACCAGUCUGGUAUGUCCAAGAUUUUGUAUUUAGUUCAGAUAUCGUCAACUUUGAAAAGUCAUGCAGACAUCUCUCCGGCUUCUCCGGCUUCUACCGGCUUCUACCGGCUGUGCAAAUAUCUGCUUAUUAAGAGCCGCGGUUUUUUAAAGAAAUAUGCCAACCAGAUACGUCAAACAUCUGAAAGGUAAUGGUGUAAUUACCGCGCAGGUAUCGUCCAACACACAUUGAAGCUCUUGUACCGAGGGUCACAAGUACCCCCGCUUCUAUGACAUAAGUAUAUUUAUUGAUUUCUCCUAUGUGAAAGUCAGGAAGACGGAUGCCCAGUCGCUUGAGACGUAUAUAGGCCCCUGACUAUGCCAGGAUCCGCGGGUUCGAAGCCUUAAUUCACCCUUAUCACGAUCCAGGGUCUGUCUUGGCCCUCUGAGAAUGUGGGUUUCACUAAAAUGAUACACGUGACUUCCGCCUUUCCUCCCCCCUUAGGUUGACACGCUGUGAUAAAACUUGAAUACUGUCCCAAGAGGCGUUAAUCACAAGUCACUCACGAACUCUCUUGCCUUAAGAACUGAUGGGGCGAAUGUCCAUCCAUAAGUGGCUCAUUAUAAAGAUAAUCAUGAAUGUAUCCGACUUGAAUAUCAAUGUGUGUGGUCUGUUGAUGAUUGUGUACGAGGACAUUGACAACACUAGAUGAUAAUAGAACUGUUCUAAGGCAUGCUGUACUUAUUAAUCCUUGUAUAAACUUCCUGUGGCAAAGGAAACGACAUGUAGGAGUUUUUAAUAAAAUUCUUGCUUUAGAAAAGAAACUUUGAAUUAUGUUGAUGUGUGAUGUGAUUUAAUACUUGUAGUCAUCUACUAUUGUCCUGCUUUAAUCAUUGAUUGUAUUUGCACUUAAAACAAAUAAAAACGUUUACAUAGAAA
This is a messenger RNA of Haliotis rufescens (red abalone), 3198 nucleotides long. Its product is annotated as ras-related protein Rab-5C-like. The record is from RefSeq and is a predicted model, not a curated record. NCBI's taxonomy places the organism in Eukaryota, Metazoa, Mollusca, Gastropoda, Lepetellida, Haliotidae. The coding region runs from base 387 to 1001 and encodes 204 amino acids. The transcript has 6 exons. Gene Ontology annotation, molecular function: GTPase activity; GTP binding.